Molecule: messenger RNA, 2067 nt
Organism: Cercopithifilaria johnstoni
Lineage: Eukaryota; Metazoa; Nematoda; Chromadorea; Rhabditida; Onchocercidae
Source: the annotation of a GenBank genome assembly
AUGAAUACGAAUAAUCGUAAAGGAUUAUUGGCAAGUGUUCGAGCCUAUCCGGCAGGAGUAUUUUUCAUGCUUGGCAAUGAAUUCUGUGAACGUUUCAGUUUUUAUGGCAUGCGAGCCAUUUUAAUGCUUUUUCUUAUCAUCGAAUAUCAUUUCAGUGAAAGUCAGGCAUCACUUUUCUACCAUUCAUUCAUAGCACUUGCUUAUAUCUCACCGUUGUUUGGUUCAAUCGCAGCGGAUAACUAUUUCGGUCGAUUUCGAGUGAUACUUUGGAUGUCUAUUGUUUAUGUGAUUGGUCAUGUAUUGAUAUCAGUUGGUGCAAUACCAGAACUUGAUCAAAAAAUUAGUUCGAUAUUUAAUUUUGGCGGACUAUUUGUUAUUGCUUUAGCUACAGGUGGUAUAAAACCAUGCGUUUCAGCAUUUGCUGCUGAUCAGUUUGAAGAGAACCAAGUGGAUGAAAGAAGACAAUUUUUCUCAUUUUUCUAUUUUGCAAUUAAUGCUGGUUCUUUGUUAGCAAUUUUAUUGACACCGAUAUUGAGAGGACGAGUGAAAUGUUUUGGUUCCGAAUAUUGUUUUCCAUUGGCAUUUGGUGUUCCCGGUGUAUUAAUGUUACUGGCCUUUUUAUUGUUUCUAGUCGGUUGGCGAUAUUAUAAAAUAGUGCCACCUGUGAAGGGUAACGUUGUAUUCAAUGCCGUCUGUUGCAUUUGUUAUGCCGCUCGAAAAAAAUUAUGCAAUUUUAUUAAAGGUCAAGAUAAAGCUGAACAUUGGCUCGAUUAUGCUGUACCCAAAUAUGACAAUCAUUUCUUACGCGAUGUCAAAAGUUUAGUGGCUGUUUUGGUUCUAUUCAGUCCAGUUGUAUUCUUUUGGGCGCUAUUCGAUCAACAGGGUAGUACGUGGAUGUUACAAGCUCGUCGCAUGGAUGGUCGUGUUGGUCCAUUUACCAUACUACCAGAUCAAAUGAAUACCCUUAAUCCGCUUAUUGUCCUUAUUAUAGUACCCAUAUUUGAAGCAUGGAUUUAUCCAAUAGCUCAAAGGAUUUGUAAAGUAACACCACUUCGGAAAAUGGCUGCUGGUGGUUGUCUUGCAACUAUAGCCUUUGUUAUGGCAGGAAUAUUGCAAUUACAAAUAAACAAGACAAUGGAAUUAUGUCCGGAAAAUGGUAAAGUGAUUCUGCAAGCAUUUGGUGAUUCUUUACAAUCUUAUCGGAUUAACGGAGCAACACUUAGUAGUGGAAAGAUUGAUUUGCCAGAAGGUUUUUAUACCGUAACAUCAGAUUCGAUCGAAAAUGCACAAAGUUUUCAAUUGAAUUUAUCAAGUACUGUUUCAUCCGGAUAUGUUCUCGGAUUAUUUCAAUCAUCUCAAAAUAAGAGUAGCUUUUCCUUUUUUCCUUAUAAUUGUGAGAAAACUGAAAACAGUGGAACCCGCUUGUAUCUGUUGGUGUCAGAUGAUUCCAUUUUAGCGAACGGAAGUUUUUACAUUAUUGAUAUCCACGGGAACAUUCAUCAAAAAUCAAUUAUAGAAUCAGGUAAACAUUUGGAUAUCCAUCCAGCACUGAUCAGCUCACCGAAAUAUGUGUUAAAAAUUGGUCCUGCUAAUUGUUUGGUUACUAAUUGUCCAUACAAUUACACUAUUUACGCAGAAACUGGUGGCGCUUAUGUCGUAUACAUAACUGAGAGCAUCAUUAAUGUUUACACUGUGGUCAAGCCAAAUACAGUCAAAAUCCUUUGGCAACUACCGCAAUUUUUUGUCAUAACAGUUGGUGAAGUAUUAUUUUCGGUAACUGGCUUAGAAUUCUCAUACUCACAAGCAUCACCAAAUAUGAAAUCUGUAUUACAGGCUGUUUGGUUGAUGACUGUAUUCCUGGGCAAUGUGAUAGAUAUGCUAAUUUCCGGAUCACAUAUUGUUGCUGAACCAGCGACCGAAUUUUUUGUCUAUGCUUUUAUAAUGGUUAUUGUAAUUGGGUUAUUUAUUGGACUUGCAAUUAGAUAUAAGUACAAUAACUAUGCAGAAGAUAAAGAUGUACAAAUGAAGCAUAUUGAAAAGCCAUCAUCUCAGGUAAAUGGAAUGUAA